Messenger RNA from Triticum dicoccoides, 2080 nucleotides. Its product is annotated as tubby-like F-box protein 6. Gene Ontology annotation, molecular function: protein binding. Lineage: Eukaryota; Viridiplantae; Streptophyta; Magnoliopsida; Poales; Poaceae. The record is from RefSeq and is a predicted model, not a curated record. The transcript has 6 exons. Bases 536 to 1750 code for a protein of 404 amino acids.
GACGCAAUUAGGAGCGUCUCACCACCACCACCACCUAUAUCUAUCUAUCGCCAUUCGCCCCACCACCUAAAAAUUCCCCGGGCACCUACCCUUCCUCAAUCCUCAUCCCAAUCCACAAAACAAAAAACUUUCGUUUCUCUAUUCGAAUCUUGCUUCUUCUUCUUCUUGUUCUUUUUCUUCUUCUUCCCGUCAUCUCCAUAAAACCAAGAAAAGAAUCUCUGCGAAAUUGCAGCGCCCUUCAUUAUUCGAGGUUGGUCUGCUUCAUGCUUGCUUGCUAUCCCUAUCUAUCGGCUUUUCUCUUGGGUGGGUUGAGUGCGUUCCUUGGGCUGGCUGGAUUUAUUCUGGGAUCCCGGGGAUACAUUGCCUCCUCCUUGCACCUUGCACCAUAGCUUCUUUGCCUGCUCCUCAUGCGCUCCGUUCGGUUAAUCCAAAGAUUCGCCAUUUCUCUUUGCUCCUACAUGUGAGAUUCCUUUCUUUCCGGUUCAAGCUUGGCAUUCGAAUUCCUCAUUUCUUGAGCGGUGUCGGAGUAAGGGGAAUGUCUUUCCGGAGCCUAAUUCAGGACAUGAAGGACGAGUUCGGCAAUAUCUCGCGCCACGGUCUGCGCUCCUCCCGCUCGCACCGCGCCGCCGCCGGGGCCGGGGCCCCGCGGGGGGCCUCCGUCGGGCUGGGGUUGGCAGACGCGCUGGAAGGGACCUGCUGGGCGCAGCUGCCUCCGGAGCUCCUGCGGGAGGUGCUGGUCAGGAUCGAGGACUCCCAGGGCUGCUGGCCCUCCCGCCGGGACGUGGUGGCAUGCGCCGGCGUCUGCCGGGCAUGGAGGGGCAUCAUGAAGGAGGUCGUGCGCGUCCCGGAGGCGUCCGCCAAGCUCACCUUCCCUAUCUCGCUCAAGCAGCCUGGCCCAAAGGAUGGCACUCUCAAAUGUUUCAUAAGAAGAAACCGGACUACUCAGACGUAUUAUCUGUAUAUUGGACUCACAGAAGCACUGGCUGAUGAUGGGAAGUUCUUGCUUGCUGCACGCAAAUGCAGAAAGCCUACAUACAUUGACUACCUAAUUUAUCUUGAUAUGGGUGAUAUGUCAAAGGGAAGCAGCACCUAUAUUGGCAAGCUAAGGUCGAACUUUCUGGGAACAAAGUUUACCGUCUAUGAUGCUCAUCCACCGUAUGAUGGAGCUGUCGUCUCAAAAAGCCGGUCUGCUCGUGUGAUUGGUUUGAACCAGGUCUCCCCAAGAGUUCCUGCUGGCAAUUAUCCAGUUUCACACAUUUCUUAUGAGUUGAAUGUUUUGGGCUCCAGAGGUCCAAGAAGGAUGAACUGUGUUAUGAGUUCUAUCCCUGCAUCAGCAGUUGAAGAGGGAGGCAAAGCUCCAACACAAACUGAAUUUCCUCUUGGUAACCUCGACUCCUUCCCGUCGAUUCCAUUCUUCAGAUCAAAAUCCGCUCGGAUAGACAGUGCACCCACUCAGGCUCAGGACGAAGAGAAGCUGGUGCUGAAGAACAAGUCUCCUCGGUGGCAUGAGCAGCUGCAAUGUUGGUGCCUCAAUUUCCGUGGGCGGGUGACGGUUGCGUCAGUUAAGAACUUUCAGCUGGUGGCUUCAGAUGAGAAUGGAGCAGCUGGUCAGGAGCAUGACAAGGUGAUUCUGCAGUUUGGAAAGAUAGGCAAAGACUUGUUCACCAUGGACUACCGCUACCCGAUAUCAGCAUUUCAAUCAUUUGCAAUAUGUCUGAGCAGUUUUGAUACCAAAAUUGCUUGUGAAUGAGACAAGGUGCUGGGGAAAAUCUUGGCAGCUGGAAGGAGGGAGGAAAACUGAAGCACAAGUAUUGGGUAGACCGUCGCCUCAAGUUUGUCCAGUGGUGUAUAUAUAUAAUAUAAUAUAUAGCUAUCUCUCUAUCUAGUUUAUUUUCCUAAAACCUAGACUCUGUAUAUCUAUCCCCACUUCACAGUGAUGCAGACUUGUUUGUGUGGCAUUGCCAAACCUGAUGAGUUUAUUUAUGUACUCCAUCCACAUGGAAGGAGCAACGUUGCAACUCCGCAGGUCCGGAGGGAGGGAUAGCCGUAUUAUUAUUUUAUAAAACAUAACGGUUCUUCU